AUGGCAUCAUCAUCUAUUUUUAAUCCCGAUACAAACUCCAACUCAUCGCGUAAAACGCGAAGAAAAAUCGGCCAUGAAGAGGAAGCCGGAAUUCCCAUCGCCGAUACAGAACGACCAAGAUGGAGAACCGAGUCAGAAUCAAAAAAUUACUCAAUCAAACUCGUCAAAGCUCUCCGCCACAUCCGCCGCCGCGACACCGCCUCCGGCGGAUCCAUCCGAGAGGCGGCCGAUAGAGUCCUGGCCGUGUCUGCCAAGGGCAGGACUCGCUGGAGCAGAGCCAUCAUUAGGAGUCGACUCCGCGUACGACUCGCUCAGAUCAAUAAGAAACACAAGAAAGCAAAAGUUUCUUCCGAUAAUCGGUUGAAGAAACCAGUUGCCAAGAACAAGCCGCCGUAUUUGCAGAGGAAAGUAAGAAGUUUGGGCCUUGUAGUUCCCGGCUGCCGGAGCCUUUCAUUUCCGAACCUUCUAGAAGAAACAACUGAUUAUAUAGCGGCUCUUCAAAUGCAAGUCAAAGCCAUGACUUUACUCACCGAGCUUCUUACCAGCGCCGGUACCGUCCCCGGCGACGACACAUUAGCCGGUUCGUCCGAUCAGCUCGGCUCAGAUGUGGUUACAAGUAACUAG
Messenger RNA from Fraxinus pennsylvanica, 624 nucleotides. The record is from the annotation of a GenBank genome assembly. NCBI's taxonomy places the organism in Eukaryota, Viridiplantae, Streptophyta, Magnoliopsida, Lamiales, Oleaceae.